AAAAAAAAAAAAAAGAGCGAACAACUUAGGGCUCUGUUAUCAUUCGUCUCAUGUGUUAACCACAACUUUACUGGAAGUGUCCUUACCUGGAGCCCCGGUGUCUUGGACUAGAACGUGCGUAAGGGGUCUUCAACAGGCUUGAAGCCUCUGCUGGACGACAAGGGCGAACCAGACUAGACCGGAGCAGGAUGAUUCACUGGGGCAGUGAGUCAAUCACGCACAGCUAUAAAAGAGAGAUUCCUGUGUGAGUUUCUCAAUAUGCACAUCAACACACCAGAGAAAGAUGCAGUCUUCCCUGAUCUUUUUUUUCUUAAUAACUGCCCUGGUGGCUAUUGGCGUCAGCCGACCCACAGCUACAGAGGAGAGGAUCCGAAUCAUGGCCCGAACCAUCAUCACCAGAAUUAAAAAAAUUAAAAAUGAGCACUUCCAGAUGUCUCCAGAGAUUGAUUUUGGCCCGGACAUCGACACCCCCAUCGAUGGUCUCACUUCUGUCUCCGUUCACUUGAGCUACCUCCAGCUGAGGCUGCGAGUGCCUCCUGCCCUGCACUUACAGCAGGUCCAAGUGGACUUGGAAACUCUCCUAAGAACGCUGGAGGGGCUGGCCAUUUCACAGGGAUGCCCCCUUCCCAACCCUGAGACCCCAGCGCACAAAGAUGAAACGGCCUUCCCUGUCACUUCAAACUACCUGUACCUCCUGGAGCUCCAGAGGUACCUUGAGAAGCUCUGCCUGAAUAUGGACAAACUGAAAUGGUGCAAAGACACGGAUGUGGCUGAGACGUUUCUAUUUUAACAUCUGUAAGCCGCGCUGCUUUACUUCUAUGCACAACUCUCAAAAAUGCACACGCAAGGACUAGUUCUCUAAAUUAUUUAACUUAUUGCACUUGAUUAGUUCUAUUGAUUUGUUUAUGUUUGUGCUGUGUUUUACACUAAAUCGUUCUAUUUUCUAAGCUAAAUUGUAAUAUUUAAGCACAGGAUGAUGUUUUGUAUUAUGAUAGAGCGCCACGAAAUUUGAACUUGCCUGAAGUUGUUUGUGUUAUUUACUACGUCACUGUGAUGGUACGCACUUGGAUUUUUACAUUUUUUUAAAACAAUAAAUUAUCUUUUAAAAAAAACGCUCUACAUAACCAUUUUUUAUACGCAGGAGAGAGAGAAUGAGAGAGAAAGAGUUUUAUCCUUUCACUUUAAAUAAGCCUAAUCCUGUAUUAUUUUAAAAAGGCACUGCAUGAGAGAGAUUACUUUUAUUUUUUCACGGCAAAUGAUAUUUAUUAUGAAAUUUGUUCAGUCGAAUGUUUUAGUUCUGAUCGUGAAGACAUGUUACAGUAGCAUCAACUGCUUGACUGGUAAAAAUAAAGUCAUCUAAUUUAGACUGGUAAUAACUGGUAAUCUUUUUUCUUUCUUUUUUUUAAGUCAGUUACUCAAAAAUAAGGUCUAAUUUGAAAAAU
Molecule: messenger RNA, 1442 nt
Organism: Puntigrus tetrazona (Sumatra barb)
Lineage: Eukaryota; Metazoa; Chordata; Actinopteri; Cypriniformes; Cyprinidae
Gene: lepb
Product: leptin b
Exons: 3
Coding region: 284-790 (168 amino acids)
Biological process (GO): signal transduction
Cellular component (GO): extracellular region
Molecular function (GO): hormone activity
Source: RefSeq, a predicted model, not a curated record